UGUAUACAAAACAACAAUUUUAUGAAUAUUACUGAAUUGUAUUGAUAUAGUGAUUGUGAUUGUGAUGGUGUUAUAAAUGCAUUGAAUCGGUGGUCAUAAAGUGCUGGGAAGUGCACGUAAUAUGGGAUCCAACUGUUCGUCUUUGCGAAGAAAUGGUAAGAAAGACAAGAAGACCAAAGCCGACGAGGAAGACAAUGACAAUGACGGUCAGUUAAAUAAGAUCCGCAAGAGUUCAACAGAUAGUCUGCCUUAUGGUAAGGCAUCGACAGGUGCAUCGGAUCCACACUCGGGUGGACACGAAUCCGCUCCACAACCCAGUGAUGAGAGAGGAGGACAAGAAAGCUCACGACAGCCCACCAUAAAAGUGGACGUUCCCACGGAAGACCAUUACCCGAACCCCUCACCCGUCCCACCCGUUGUCCUCUCACCCCCGCCUCCCAACACGAGUCCAACCAUUUCAGAGUCUUACUCUCGACCAGACUCGAGGUCAGUGUCGGGCAACACCUCCCCGGACACGACUGCCAAUCGAUGUUAUACUCAAUUAAUUGCCAUUAAAGACGACGACAAGUAUUUGAUCGCAAUAUCCCUUCACUCCAACGAAUUGACG
Molecule: messenger RNA, 607 nt
Organism: Oppiella nova
Lineage: Eukaryota; Metazoa; Arthropoda; Arachnida; Sarcoptiformes; Oppiidae
Source: the annotation of a GenBank genome assembly